GAUCAUUAUCAGCUACAGAUACAACUUUUAUUACAUAUACUUGAAAAAGUGCCAAGUGGUUUGUUUUGAUAAGAGAAAAUAAAAAAAAAUAUCUAAUGGAUUCUGACUCGUUCGAUUCAGGAUUUUACACAGAAAUGGAUGAUUCCAUAUCUUCGAGUGAUGAGUUAGAUCUUCAACAUCCCAUAGCAGUUCGGAUUCCUCCUGCGGAAGAAGAUCCUGUCGAAGAAGCUGCCCCCUCGGUAGAGCGACGAAGUCUUUAUUCAUUGGGCUACCUGAACUUCUUUGAAAAAAAACCUGCUUCUUUAGAAGAAGAAAUGAAUUCUUGGUAUGAUUAUAUGAGAGCCUACACUCCUUUGAUGCAUUUGAUGCUAGAGGAAUAUAAAUUCAGAUGGGAUCAUUAUCAAUACAAACGUCGUUCUCGAAUGGCUGCAAACUUCCAGGAUUCGGAAGACGAUUCCGACAACUCCAACAGUAGCAUUACAAGUAGCAUAGUAGACGGCUUUCCUAACUCUGACGAAGUUCACACUCAUGGCUUUAAUAAUCAUAUGGAAAGCAUUAGACCCGGAUACUAUAUAUUUUUAUCAUAUUUCCAGGGGGGAUGGCCAUACCCCCUCGUGAAACGAUUUCUAAAAACUCAGAUGGGUUUACGCUGUUUCCGUAGCCAAACUGUCAAUGAAGCGUUAACGGAACAAGAUGAUUUCCGGGCUUUAAUUAAAUUUAGAUCAGUGAAAGCUAGAGCGGAUGUUUUUACAAUGUUAUCUGAAAACGAAAUGCUUGAUCAAUUCAAAUAUGUUUGUGUUGACGCUGAUGAGAAUUAUUUCAAUUAUGGGGUGAUUAAGCAGCUCAGGUACACCAAGGGAUGCGUCGGUUUGCCAACAUUCCUCGUCGCUAUAAAGUAAAUAACCUGAAAAAAAAAUGUCUUUAAAUAAAAUUAAAAUAUUUUAAACUCAUUAAAAAUUAUAAACUGUGACUUUAUUAUAUAUAU
This is a messenger RNA of Danaus plexippus (monarch butterfly), 985 nucleotides long. RefSeq lists its product as uncharacterized. The transcript has 5 exons. The record is from RefSeq and is a predicted model, not a curated record. Lineage: Eukaryota; Metazoa; Arthropoda; Insecta; Lepidoptera; Nymphalidae. Bases 96 to 899 code for a protein of 267 amino acids.